Salvelinus namaycush (lake trout) is the source of this 1716-nucleotide messenger RNA. RefSeq names its product sodium/potassium/calcium exchanger 4-like. The coding region runs from base 1 to 1716 and encodes 571 amino acids. Gene Ontology annotation, cellular component: membrane. The record is from RefSeq and is a predicted model, not a curated record. Gene Ontology annotation, molecular function: calcium, potassium:sodium antiporter activity; calcium channel activity. Gene Ontology annotation, biological process: intracellular calcium ion homeostasis; calcium ion transmembrane transport. NCBI's taxonomy places the organism in Eukaryota, Metazoa, Chordata, Actinopteri, Salmoniformes, Salmonidae. The transcript has 17 exons.
AUGCUUUUCGUGCAAGUGUGUUUUCUCUGCAGUGUCCUCUUCAUGGCGUGGAGCAUGUCAGCGCUUCUGACAAAGACAGGCCAUGGAAUGAUCCUGGAGAAUGGACACGAGAAGCACGAACAUUGGGGAAGGAGGCUCAUGGGACAUGAACCCGACAACGACAAUGAGACAGAGUGGAAGAACUGCACAGAGCCAGCGAUCAAGGAGUUCCCUGAAGACCUUUUCACCAACAACGAGCGCAAGAGUGGGGCCGUCCUGCUGCACAUAGUGGCGGCCCUCUAUAUGUUCCUGGCCCUGGCUAUAAUCUGUGACGACUACUUUGUGACAUCGCUGGAGAAGAUCUGUGAGAAACUAGACCUAAGUGAGGAUGUUGCCGGAGCCACUUUUAUGGCAGCUGGGAGUUCUGCUCCAGAGCUGUUUGCCUCUGUCAUUGGUGUCUUCAUCACCCACGGUGACGUGGGGGUGGGGACAAUCGUUGGCUCAGCCGUCUUCAAUAUCCUGUGCAUCAUCGGUGUGUGCGGAAUCUUCGCCGGACAGGUCGUAAUGUUGGGUUGGUGGUCUGUUUUCCGAGAUUCAUUCUACUACAUCUUGUCUAUCCUAGCUCUUAUUGCAUUCAUUUACGAUGAGAAGGUGGUGUGGUGGGAAAGCCUGGUGUUGGUGCUCAUGUACUGUGGAUACAUCCUCAUCAUGAAGUUUAACCAGAGCUUGCAGAAGUUGUUCACGGGGAAAGGGGGUAAAGACAAGAACCAGGCCAACGGUAACGCGGCGGCCAGCAGCGAGAUGGAGGACGUUAAGCCCAGUAAGGCUUACAGUCGUGGCUCUGUGGUCAUGGUCGAUGAGAUUAUGCACGCCAGCCCUCCCAAGUUACGCUUCCCAGAGGCCGGCCUCCGCGUCAUGGUCACCAGCCAUUUUGGACCAAAGACCCGGCUGCGUAUGGCCAGUCGCCUCAUCAUCACUGAGCGUCAGAAGCUGGUCCAGGGUGCCAACGGGGUGGAGACCCAGGUUCUGGAGGGGAAGGUGGACAUUGAGAAUGGCAACGUGCCUGAAGACAAACCAGCAGAGGAGGAGCAGGAGAAUGAAACCAUCUCCCCCUUUCAUAUCCCUGAUGGCAUCGGCAGCAAGUGCAAGUGGUUGAUCUCGUGGCCCCUGCUGCUCCUCCUGUUCUUCACCAUCCCCAACUGUGCCAAGCCUCGCUGGGAGAAGUUCUUCAUGGUCUCCUUCUUCCUUUCUACCGUCUGGAUCGCUGUCUUCUCCUACUUCAUGGUCUGGAUGGUCACCAUCAUCGGCUACACCCUUGGCAUCCCAGAUGUCAUUAUGGGCAUCACCUUCCUGGCAGCAGGCACCAGCGUUCCAGACUGCAUUGCCAGUCUCAUUGUUGCUCGGCAAGGAUUGGGUGACAUGGCAGUGUCCAACACCAUCGGCAGUAAUGUGUUUGAUAUCCUGGUUGGGCUGGGCGUUCCCUGGGCACUGCAGACCAUGGCGGUCAGCUACGGCUCUGAGGUCAUGAUCAACAGUCGAGGACUGGUCUACUCUGUGGUGUUGCUUCUGGGAUCUGUGGCUUUGACGGUGGGGGGGAUCCACGUGAACCACUGGAAGUUGGAUCUGAAGCUGGGUAUCUACACGCUGGUCCUCUACGCUGUCUUCCUGUGUUUCUCCAUCAUGAUCGAGUACAACGUCUUCACCUUCGUCAACCUGCCCAUGUGCAUGGAGGAGUAG